GUUUCUCCGCGUGCGGUUGCCGCCUCGCUCGAUUCCGAUUUCGAAUUCAAUUCAAUUUUUUGGCUUGGCCCACUGACAAAAAAAAAAAAAACCAAAUCGAAAACAAAGCCUCAUUGCGGCCCAUUUAACCGAUGCGAAAUUAGUACGUUGUGUAAAGUAGUAAAGGCAUUAUUUUUGUGGAAACACCAAAACAGUGUGGGUUUUUAACCCAAUUAAUUACAGAAAAUUACCGCCGUGUUUGUAAUAAAUAUUUUUGAAAAAUCUUCCCCAAAGUGCAGCGAUUGCACUAGUGAUUGUGUGUUUGUGCCCGAGAAAUCGUUUGUAGAACGCUAACAGGUAAAACAACAUCAACAUCAACUCAAGCGGCCAGCGAGCGAUGUCGGUGAAUAAAACCAUUAAAAUGAAGUUAAAGUCGCUCCCGAGCUGCAUACAAAUGGAGCUGUAAAUAAGCAAACAAACAUUGCAGCUGCUGUUAAUGAUACGUCGGAAAAGCUUCGCAGAAGUGGAGGACGAUCUUCCUCGGCGAGGACUAACCGAAAGUAAAUUGAAAUUGCGGCACGUUCUGGGUUCCUGGCUUCAGUUCACCUCCAUUGAGCAGCAGCUCCGAGCUUUCCACUUCCGUUUUUUGCAUGCUGGCCGGGCAGAUAGCCCUGGCUAUAGCACACACACCCAAACACACGCAGAUCGGGCGGGAAAAGAUAUAGCUAGAGCCGCAGCUACGAACACAUCGUAUUUCUUGGCCAAAUGUAUGCAGGCCGGGCGACACAAUUUGCCAAAACCAUCAGCAGCAUGGCGUGCAGCAUACAGAAGCAACCUCAGGCGCCGCAAUCUGUGGAUCCUGCCUCCACGGGAUCCGAGCCACUGGGUCGUGGAGGGGGAGGUGGAAAGGGAGGAGGUGGUGGCCCCAGUGGAGCUGGCACUGUUCCCUCCACACCGAAAACCACGAAGACCUCGCAACCGAGGGGCUCCCUGCCAACGGAUGUGAACCAGCCACCGCUGGAAUUUCAAUGGCCACCGCCCGUUCCCGUUUCGAUACACACGAGCAACCUGCGGCUGAACAUGAUGAACCAGGAUCCCAAGGACCUGCACACGGCCAGGGCCAUUAUCGAGGAGCUGCGCUCCAAGGUGCGCUUCCAGACCGAGCACAUCAUGAAGUGGCGGAAGGCCUACGCCAUGCAGGUGCAGCAACAUUAUCGCUAUCAGAAGGAGAAAUCCGACCAGAUGAACUCGCUCACCUCCCAACUUCUGCUGCUGGAAUCCCGUCUAAAAAGGAAGCAGAAACAAAUAGCCAGCUUGUUGAAUCACCGCGAGAUGACCAUCCAAAGGCAGCAGAAGAUCAUAGACACUCUAUCCUCUCGCCUGGUGGAUCACGGCCUGGAGACCAUAGAAGCCAGCUAUGCCAACGAGCUGGACUCCCUGAAUGACUCCGAUUCGGCUGUGGUUCUGGAGGACAUCGAUUCGGAUAGUCCGAUGACCUUGGGAACGCGGAGAAAGAGCAGUGGAGCUGGCGGAUUGGGUGGAGUUCUCGGCAGCGAUGGCAUCACCAUAGUGCGCUCCAUAUCCGAUGCAAUCGAAACGAAUCACAAUAAAUAUGGAGCGGCCAGGAGGAACAACUGCUUUCUGCGACGACCCGACAUCCUGGAAACGGUUUACUCCGUCGAAGAGGAUCCCGAACCCACUACGGAUGUGGCCGAGAAGCGGGACAAGUUCAAGAACCGCUCGGACAAGGCCCUCAGCUCCAGUUCCACCGAGGGUCAGAUAGACGCCGCCAGUCCCUCGGCCUCCGACAAAGCCAAAGACUCCUCGCCCGUCGACGGCGGAUCCACCAUGCAGCGUCGCCAGUUGGGAGCCCUCAAGAGAUCGCCAAGCCACGACUCACCCUGCACCACGCUCAGCGUGAAGGUGCCCCAGCUGCAGCCACCCUCUCCUCCGCCGCCGUCGAACUCUGGACAGCAGGAGCCGCCCAACGGAAAGAACCAGGUAACCAACUACAAUCGGGUGAUGCUGAACCACCGUUCGGUGACGAAGCCGAAGGACGUGAAGUACAAGCGGAUCAACAAGGCGAAGUCGAAGAGCCUGGAGGAGUUGCGGGGCCGGCUCAAGAACCUGGUGGAGCGACCGCCCGGACUGGACGGGGGAUACUCCGGCGGAAUGAUGCCGCAGGCGGCGCAGUCGUAUGCGUGACAUUUGCAGCAGCCGGACGGGGAAUCCCAGAGGUCAGCAGAGGAGGAGGAAGGGAAGGGUCGGCAGGAGGCGGAGGCGGAGGCGGGGGCGGAGAUGGAAGUUUCAAAAGCUUCUGUUCCAGUAGCUCGUGUGCGAAGGGAGAGCGCGGAGGCAAUGACCUCGACCUCUGCCGCUCCAGAGCCGCCGGGUGGCAGACACGGCUUUCCCAAGAGGUCGUUGACCUUGCCGCGAAUCCUGGUGCCCCGCCAAUCGACGCCGGGAUUGGCCAGCUCGAGCAGCGGAGGGGGCGGCGGUGGCAGUGGGCGUGGCGGCUUCUAGCAAUUAAAGAAAUUUUUCAUACGCAAUUGUGAUAAAAAGUAAAAACGUUUUUGUUCCCCCCCGUCUCUGUAAUGUCUAAUUUCAGUUUGCUUUAACAUGAUUCUCUUUUGUAACAUUUGUUUCCUUGACAGUUAUCCUGAGCUUAGUUUGGUAAACUUUGCAUUUACUUAAGUUUAGUUUUAGUUUUACAAACGGAACUGCAUUUUAACUUAACCUUAAACAUAAUUUCACAAACCAAUAAAUCAUUUUUUAAACUUAUUCUCUGUCUAUGAUUUUCUUUACACCAAACAAGAAGCGUAUGAAAAAUUUCGCAGCAAGUGGUUAAAACCGUAAGUCACACAGAUAUAUUUACAUAUGAACGGAAAGCGAACUCGAGGACAAUAUUUCCAAAUCCCAAAAGUUGAAUGGUGAGUAGCUCCAGUCAGUCCCAGAAUCGUGGGUGAAAAUAGGCUAGAAUGGAUAUUACUAAAUUUACUCAAGGUAUUACUAACUACAGAUAAGGAUACAUAUAUAUGCAUAAGCAGAGUGUUACUAAUUAAUAUUAUAUAUUUUCCGCAACGUUUAAGAGCUUCUCUCAACUGUUCCGCAUGUAAAAAAGUAUUCCAGUUUUCGGCAUGCUUUCAAAAACUAUACAACCAAAAAACUAGAACAUACUUGUAUUUCUCUAUCGAUAUUCUAUUUAGCUGUAAGCUCUACUCCAUGGACUGUCUUCUAGAUAACAGAAUUUACAAUUGAUCAUAAACAAAUAUGAGUAUAUUUUCUUACUAACUAUUACUAGCUAUUUUUAAAAUAUUUAAUAACUUAAACUAGGGUAAGGAAAGAAAAAAUCAUUUUAUUUUUGCAUUUUAUGAGGAUUAUUUUGUAUUUUGUUAUCGACUAUUGGGGUCCAUGAGACUCCAAUGUCCUAAAUGUCAGAUGUACCUUGAAACUCGUAAUAUUACUGUAAAGAUAUAUACCAAACAUCAGCGUUAAUUUAGAAAAUGAGCUAGAACUUACUUUGGUGUGAACUUUGACAAUGGCUGCUAUCAGGUCUCAAUUAUGGAAAUACAAAUACUCAAAAGCCAAAUCAGUACAAUGCUUGGACAACUGCAACAUAACAAAGCUAUAUAUUCGGAAAUACAUAUAUCAAAUUAUAUCAAUAUGCAACUCGGUGUUUCAGUGAAUGUCCUAUAGCAACAAAGUGUACCUACAUACGUGUGUGUUAUUUAAAAUGCAGAUUAAAAUUGUUAGAAAGAAAUCUUUAUCAGAGUAGUCCCUUAAGAAUAUCCAUACGUAAUGUCAAAGAAAGCUAUACAGUCAGAUAUAAGUAAUUGGUUUGACAAGCCUCUUAAAUUCCUGGGUCAAUUUGGUCGUUAAUUUAAUUACUUUAAGCUGAUUGCAGCAAAUGCAAAUUUGCCGACAAUCGUGGGUAAAGCGUGUUAUUCUGAAUAUAAAUGUAAUGAAACUUAUCCAUAAGAACCUUUUGCAGUUUCUAGAAAAGAAAAUAGCUUAAUUAUAAAAGCGUCUAUCAACAUGCCAAACGCUAAUCUUUUGUAAAUAAAUUUAAUUUGUAAUAUUUUAUUUUACCGAAUCAUCUUAUCCAUUAAUUUACAUAUCCGAAAUAUCGGUUGCUUUUUAAAGGCUUAAUAACCACAUUAAAAAUUAGAUAAAUGCAUUAUUUGUACAAAUUAUAAAAAUAAAUUACUGGUCUUUGGAUCAUAUUCGUUUGAGUUGUAAGCCAAUUUACAAAUGCUGAAAGGAAUAUAAAGUCUCAAUCAAUAUAGCGAUUCUACUGAGCGUAAAACGGAAAUGCUGUAAAUGUAAAUUAAGAUUAGACUAAGACUCGUACUUUAUAAAUCUAAUUGUUAAAGUUAUUUGUGUGUUUGCAAAUUGUAAUCAUCAUUCGGAAAGGCGGCAUCUUUUUUUCUAGCUACCUUAAAUAGGUAAUCGUAAACGAACGAACAUUAAUGGCCAUUAAUUUGCUCACUCUACGAAAUUCGAAUAUACAAUACUUGAGAUAUUUUCUACUUGCGCUUAAUAAAACAAACUAAACCUAAA
This is a messenger RNA of Drosophila ficusphila, 4539 nucleotides long. RefSeq lists its product as uncharacterized. The transcript is spliced from 6 exons. The record is from RefSeq and is a predicted model, not a curated record. Bases 745 to 2184 code for a protein of 479 amino acids. Lineage: Eukaryota; Metazoa; Arthropoda; Insecta; Diptera; Drosophilidae.